GUGACGCGUUAGAUGCAGUUGGACGCCAACACCAGUGUUUGUUAGAAGGCUGGAGAUAUAUUUACAGGGUUCGAGGGACACGAAUGUCUACAGCAACAGGCAAGAGCAGUCAGCAUUGAAAGAGAUGCAGUAGGUGCGUCGCCCACCAUGGAGCCCAACAGGGGAGCGUGUCCCACACGCUAACGCCUGCCUCUGCACUAUACCCUAGUGCAGCUUCUGGAGAGUGAAAGGACUGCCCAAGGUUGACACGUGCCGCCAAAGAAGGUGAAGGGAGGAAAAAGAAGAUAGUGAAGAAGUGGAGAAAGAAAAAGACCACCCGACUAUGGGAAGCAGGGGCCAAAGCGGUGUGUUGCUUUCCCAGAGGGGCCCCAAGGAAUCCUAAACAACCUCCGGGCCCACUCAACCGCCAGGAUCCCGUUUUCCCCAGACACGGGAAAGCCACGCACAGAUGUACGUGGGGGUCUCCCUCCUGCGGCGACCCAACCGUGAGUGCAGGAGGGGGCUACUGCGGCUGCUGCCGGGCGAUGGGGGCGCCACUUUCCCGACGCCGGGGGAAGGACUUUGAAGAGUACAAAUGUCAUGGGGAUGAGUGGCAAUAACUUUGAAUACCUUGCCCUUGUACAUAGGAUCCAAAGGGUCUCGACCUGUUCGAUGCAAGUGGACUCAGGAGUGAUAAGAAGAGACUCGGGCGUCAUUAGAAUACCGGAACAACUUACGCAGGAUGACUUUUGGUACGACAUGGGAUAUGAGAAUGGAGCUCGAAAGCUCGGACAAUGUGUCAUCAUCAACUUCUCGAAGGUUGCUGGAUAUCCUGAACGAAUUGGAACCGAAAAAGACGUUGAGAGGAUACGAAUGGUCUUUGGAGGACAGCUUGGAUUUCAUGUUGAUGUGCAUGAUAACCUCAGAAAGGAGGCGAUGCUCAAAACGCUUGAAAAGUUGGCUGGCGAGGAUCACUCAAGUUCAUGCUGCCUCUGCUUGUUCCUGUUGAGCCAUGGGAAGAGUGAUGCCAUAAUCUGCUCAGACGGCCAAGAAAUUCAACUGUCCAAAGUGUAUACUAUGUUCGACCCAAGGAACUGUAAAGGUCUGGCUGCUAAACCUAAAUUGUUUUUCGUUCAGGCUUCCCGCCGUGAUGAGGUGGACAUUGGGGUCCGACAUGACGGUCCAGCUCAUACUGACGCGUGGAGCUCUACAGAAUUGCUUCCCGGAUAUGAUGAUUUCUUUGGCUUCUAUGCCACAAGCCCCGGUCAGCACGCGUACAGAGACGAAUAUCACGGAUCAUUCUUCAUUCAGACUCUCUGUGAUGUCCUGGAGAGAAGUUUCCGCUUCAAUGAUUUCCUGACCAUGAUGACACUUGUCCAGUUUUAUGUGUCAGAGAAAGAGAUUCCCUUCCUGAACCAAAUGACCAAACAGAUGCCGAACACAUGUUCUACGCUGAGGAAGAAUUUACGCUUUGCGGGCCAGGAGGUCAAGAUGGGCGACGAACUAUCAAGAACACAGCCAUGCAGAGCUGUUGUGCACAGUGAACAGCGCACACAUAGUCAGGAGCGGCCACCAAGUCCACGCAUUGAAAACAGCAGGCUGAAAGAAGAUGGCAAUUUGGAGAUAGUGUCAUCCACAGAGAUAAUAUGGCGGCCGAAUAAAGUGCAGAAAUUUUUGAUGAUCGCUGAACUCAUGGACGAUCACCACCUCUUCAGUGCGAAGUUCCUCAUGCUUGGUUACAUGUUUCAUAUGCGCCUACGUGCCAUUGAAGGAAACGAGAAGCCAUACCUAGAAGUUGCGCUCUUCCUGUGCCAAGGUCCCAACGACGAUGCCCUGACAUGGCCAUUCAAUACGGAACACGCGGUAACCCUGAAACACCCGUCAGACAACGAUUUUUACGUGGAAAGGGAAGCCGUGCUCGCGGCUGUUCACCGUUAUCAGAAACCCGAAUCUGAGUAUAAUGUAGGUACAAUCUUCAUAAAGCUAAGUCUGGAAAAGCUUAAAAAACAUGGUUUUAUACACGACGAUGCUUUGUGCCUCUCGCUCAAGUUUUAUCCUAAAGGUUACUAGUACAUUUCUGUGUCUCUCGCAAUCUUGGUGCAUAAACUCCAUGAUGAUGGGAAGACGCUGAGCCCGGGUUAAGGGGAGGGUGAAACUUUCUGUAUAGUGCUUCCGAGCUAUUGAAUCACACAAUAAAGAGUACAAGGCAAUGUUACCACACUCCUCCGACCCCAAAGCUGGACAUCGGGGUGGGGGUGUCGGGGGUGCGAAUAGAAUAUAUUCGACUUUGCCAGUUCCCGGUGCUGUGACAUUUAGAUGCCUCACAGUUUGUGUUAUAUUGUUGCCUACUCAUCGCUUGCAACGAAACCUGUGGAUUGCGUUCAUUUAAACAUUGAUGAGGACAAUGUAAAAAGUGUGCGCGGGUCUCGGGCAAGAUAUGUUUUCCAGAUUGUAUUCUGUCUCUUGUAUUUCUUUUUGUGACAUAUAGGUUUAAAGUUAUUACAUUUUGCAAUUUUUGUACUGCCGAAAGCGCACAAUAAAUACUUUGACCGGAAUGUA
Ornithodoros turicata is the source of this 2538-nucleotide messenger RNA. Its product is annotated as caspase-3-like. The record is from RefSeq and is a predicted model, not a curated record. Lineage: Eukaryota; Metazoa; Arthropoda; Arachnida; Ixodida; Argasidae. The transcript is spliced from 12 exons. The coding region runs from base 580 to 2049 and encodes 489 amino acids. Gene Ontology annotation, molecular function: cysteine-type endopeptidase activity; protein binding. Gene Ontology annotation, biological process: proteolysis.